AUGCUGCUAAGCGUGGCGCCGCAGGUGCAUGUGUGUAUGAUUUUGGACACUUGUGGCUGCCAAACAAUUUUGGACCCCGCGGGCACCGGCAGCGUCUGGACCUUCAUCAAAGGAGUUAAGCAGAAGGGUCUGUGGCCGCUCCUCACGGACCCAACGAACCGCAUGCAGCGCGCAAGCUACAACUCGAAUGUGUGGCUAGAUCCUAAUAUGCAGGCGCAGCGCGUGCGGCCACGGUACCUGCCCUGCGUGGAGAUCUCCUCGGCCAACGCCGUCAGGUGUCCUGUCCUUUGCGCCUCGAGGCCGCUCACUGGCAACAGCAAGGCCUACCUCUUGGCAGCAGCACCGUGGAGCCAAGUGGCCGUCGAAGCAGCACUUCCUUCUCUCGAACUUCCAGUUCGACUUUCUCAAGAAGGGCCUCCCGUCUUCGCCCCCUCCAUCACCGCCUCCGAGGGCGGAAAGCCAGUGGUCCACGGGGUGUUCACGUGGUGCCUCGUAUCUGUCCUCCUUGAGCUCUUCGGCCCCACAAAUGCCUCGAGGGGCCGCCGCGUUUCUUACCAGGGCCUCAUCGACAGAGUCAGGAAUCGCCUGCGGGACCUCAAGUGGAAGACCGGCAGAGCUCGCGAGAGACAGUGGCGUCCUACGAGACGUUUGCGCCGAAGCAGCCGCUGGCAGCAGCAGGGCUUUCUGCUGCUGUUGCUGCUGCUGCAGCGGGAGGCAGGUGUGGGGUUUAUGUAUACCCCAGGCAGCACUUUGCUGGUGCCCCCGCCGAAGGAGCUGCAGCAGCAGCAGCAGCAGCUGCUGCUGCAGCUGCCGCCGGACGCCGCCGCCCCAGCAGCAGCGGCAGCAGCAGCAGCAGCAGCAGCAGCAGCAGCAGCAGCCGUACAGCGCGGCGGAGUGCUACCGCCUGGUGCAGGAGCGGCAGAGCUCGCGAGAGACAGUGGCGUCUUACGAGACCAGCCGCUGGCAGCAGCAGGGCUUUCUGCUGCUGUUGCUGCUGCUGCAGCGGGAGGCAGGUGGGGCCCCCCGCUGCAGCAGGAGGGGGGCCCCCAGCGAGACCCAGCGGACUGCGCUGCCAGCAGAAGCAGCGGGGACUCCCCACCGCCGCCUCCCGAUCCCAGGGACUUGAGGGUUUUGAGAAGCCAAGGUGUGGGGUUUAUGUAUACCCCAGGCAGCACUUUGCUGGUGCCCCCGCCGAAGGAGCUGCAGCAGCAGCAGCAGCAGCUGCUGCUGCAGCUGCCGCCGGACGCCGCCGCCCCAGCAGCAGCGGCAGCAGCGGCGGCAGCAGCGCGGGGUAGGGCCGCCGGCGGGGCGCCGCCGCAGCAGGGCAGCCCCGCGCUUGCUGCUGCUGCUGCUGCUAGGGAAGCUUACGUUGCAGCAGCAGCAAAACACAUUAGUGAUAAAGCUAGUGCAGAAGCAGCUUUGGGAGCAGCAAGUAAUGCAGCCUAUCAGGCCCACCUGCGGAAGAUGCAGGAUGUGGCGCCGCAGGCGAGCGAGCUCGCGCGUCUGGUGAUGCAGCAGCAAGUGGCUGCGCAGCAGCAGCAGCAGCAGGGGGGCCUCCCGGGGCCCCCGGGGGCCCCCGGGAGCCCCCCAAGUGCCCGCAAACACAGCAAGCGAGGUCUUAAACAAAAGAAAAUACCCAUUUACGAUGCAUCCUCGCCCCCCAUUUACGAGGCCACGCCAGACUGA
This is a messenger RNA of Eimeria tenella, 1686 nucleotides long. Its product is annotated as ICE-like protease (caspase) p20 domain-containing protein, putative. The transcript is spliced from 8 exons. The coding region runs from base 1 to 1686 and encodes 561 amino acids. Lineage: Eukaryota; Apicomplexa; Conoidasida; Eucoccidiorida; Eimeriidae. The record is from RefSeq and is a predicted model, not a curated record.